This is a messenger RNA of Aureobasidium melanogenum CBS 110374, 2814 nucleotides long. Its product is annotated as putative histidine kinase-like protein M3YPp. Gene Ontology annotation, molecular function: phosphorelay sensor kinase activity; histidine phosphotransfer kinase activity. The transcript is spliced from 4 exons. The coding region runs from base 1 to 2814 and encodes 937 amino acids. The record is from RefSeq and is a predicted model, not a curated record. Gene Ontology annotation, biological process: phosphorelay signal transduction system; protein autophosphorylation. NCBI's taxonomy places the organism in Eukaryota, Fungi, Ascomycota, Dothideomycetes, Dothideales, Saccotheciaceae.
AUGGAUAGGCACGACAGCCCGCUAGGUCUUCCAUCUCCAGAUGGUAUAGACUGGACGAAAGAUAUUCCUGAUACUGAUCACGUCCAAUUGUUCCGAUCAACACGAUGGGAGUCCUCGCUCCUUGGUCCCUUAGAGUCUUGGGGCACCGCACUUCGUCUCUAUACUUAUCAAAUCUUUGCCGACAAGCGUCCGAGUUGCGUGUAUUGGGGACCGCAACAAGUCGCCAUCUAUAAUGAAGGCUUCGCCAUAGCUGCUGAUGGAGCUCAUCCUUUCUUGAUGGGUCACACCUUUGCAGAAGCAUUUCCUGAAAUCUGUGACGAUAUCAUGCCUGUCUUUGAAACCGCCAAAAAGACGAAACAAGACUGUCCAGUCAUCGAGAUACCUCUCAUGAUCAGAAGGAAUGGCUUUCUGGAGGAGACUUGCUUUACUGGAAAUUUCACUCCACUCAGAGGAGACGACGGUCAAGUGCAAGGGUGGUACAAUUCAUUGACUGAGAUGACGAGACAAAAGAUCACUGACCGCAGACGAAACAUGCUGAAUAUGCUUGCGGUCCUUCCCGAAGGUUGUACUUCAUUGACUAUUGGUUCUCACUUCAUCGACUGCUUCCGGACGAACUCGUUGGAUAUUCCGUUGGCUCUGGUAUGGGGAAUAGACAGCAAUCCUUCCUCGACACAAUCAUCUCGCAAAUUGAAGCUCCUAGCAAGUCUCGGUGUGCCAGAAGGUCAUCCUUUGGUCAACAAACAUGGAUCUCUUGAUAGCGAGGAAGGUCUCUAUCCGCUUUUGAGAAAAGCAGGAACUAAUCCUACAACUUCUCCCUGUGGAUCAGAGUUUGAUGGUGUUGGAUGGGAAGGAUUCGGCGAGCCAUCAGGGAACAUCUGUGUCAUACCCUUGAUGAAUGCUGGACGCUCAUACGGAUACUUAUGUAUCGGGACCAAUCCAAGAAGACCUAUCGAUGACGAUCAUGAACAAUUCAUGCGGGAUCUUGCAUCGCGACUGUCCUCAAGCAUGGCAUUUUUGGUUUCUCUGGAAGAAUCGGAAAGGCGACAGCAUAGCCUGGAAAACAAAUUGGCUGCUAGUGAACAUCACAUCAGAUACAUGGCCGACCAUCUCGACAUCGGUUUAGAGCACUUAGGUCUCGAUGGAAAGGUUCUAUGGGCCAACGAACAUUACUUCAAAAUCAUCGGCGAGAAACCGACGAAUGAGUUUUCCAAGCUGCGUCUUCCGUUCAAAGAUCAUGUCCUUGAGGAGGAUCAACCAAAGAUGUACGCUGCCUGGAAAGCGGUGCUCGAAGGCGUAAUCACCAGCACAACCGAGUUCCGAAUGAAAAGAUUGUGGAAUCCACCAUUUGGCUCGCCAGUACCUGCGACUGUACUCAUAUCAGCCGUACCAUAUAUGGAAGAUGGUGAGAUCAAGUCUAUCAUGGCUUGUAUGACAGAAGUUAGUCGUCUGAAAUGGGCCGAGGCAUGGCAGGCUCGAGCAGCCCAGGAAGCACAAGAGGCGAAACGACAGCAAAGCGAAUUUACCGAUGCCAUCUCACAUGAAGUUCGCAACCCCUUGACCGCAAUGUUACAGCUUGCCAACAGCAUUUCUGGAUCUCUCGAGGACUACAAAGGAAAGAACACGAGCGCCGAAGAAUACUUGCACAUAAUACAGGAGAAUGUCGAAGCAGCCAAGACUAUCAUGUUCUGCGCCAGCCAUCAGAAAAAAGUGCUUGACGAUGUCUUAAUUCUCUCGAAGAUGGAUUUCAUGCUUCUGAAUCUCUCACCAAGUCCGUCGCAACCACUUGAUCUCAUCAACAAUGCUGUGAAGAUGCUUCAAGCCAAUAUUUCAGCAGCAGAUAUCGAGAUGAAAGUCGAGGCCCAUGAAUCAAUUGCCGAUCUUGGAGUCUCGUGGGUCAUGUGCGACCCAUUGAGGGUGACACAAAUCUUGAUCAAUCUCCUAUCGAAUGCCAUCAAAUUCACGAGACUAGAGCAUCAUCGACAAGUGACACUUCGAUAUGGCGCCUCGUUCGAAGAACCAAGAAACUGUUUGAAGGAAGGACUAGCUUGGGCUUCAACGAGAAAAGAACACGAAGAUGCCACCCUAGGAGAAGAAUGGGGCGAUGGCAAGCAGAUUUAUCUCUGCUUCAGCGUCACCGAUACUGGACCAGGAAUGACCGAGGAAGAACGUGCUCGUCUGUUCAACAGAUUCCAACAAGCCAGCCCGAAGACCUCGAUCAAAUAUGGUGGCACCGGUCUUGGUCUCUUCAUAUCUCACACUUUGACCGAGAAGCAGAAUGGAAGCAUGGGUGUUUUUUCUCAGCCAGGAAAGGGCUCCACAUUCGCCUUUUACGUGAAAGUCCGUCAAGCCGACCCGCCUACGCCUCCUCAGAUUCCUCAGGAACAAACAGCUUUGCCAGAUGUGGCGUAUCAUGUUCUCCUGGUAGAGGACAACCUGAUCAACCAAGCAAUUCUCAAGAAACAGCUCACUCGAGCUGGAUGUAUCGUAUACGUGGCCAACCAUGGUCUAGAAGCACUGGAGACCUUACGCCGCGCCGAUGUAUGGGAAGAAGCAGCUGGUGCUGGUCAUAAGCUGGAUAUUGUUCUCAUGGAUCUGGAAAUGCCAGUCAUGGAUGGCUUGUCUGCAAGCAGAGAGAUCAGAUCCUUGGAGAAGAGCGGAAAAUUGACUAGGCAUGUCGAGAUCAUUGCUAUUACAGCAAAUGUUCGAAAAGGCCAGGUCGAUUGCGCAUUGGAUGCUGGUAUUGAUGCAAUCAUGGCCAAACCAUUUUCGGUUUCUGAUUUGCUGGAGACGAUCAAAACUCGACUGGGAAGAUGA